AUGAACUGCCCCGGCCAUGCUGCAGUUCCAUGGUGGCGCUACCCCGACGACGCUGGUGAGGCCGCCGCCGCCGCCGCCGCUGCCGGCGGCGGCGACACCAGCGUGGACAUGAUCACGGACUACUCCACGUACGUCGUCAGCCCGGAUGAUCUCUUCGAGCUGGUGUGCGAACAAGGAGGAGGAGGAGGAGCCGGCGGCGCACCGGGGUUGAGGACGAUGCGGCCGGCCGCCGAAUCCUACCACUGGUCGUCGCCACCGCCGCCCGAGGUGCGGUUCGAACCGCCGUCGGAGGGCCAGAUGGCGGCGUGGCUGUGCACGAUCGUCAGGGGCGAGGAGCUCGCCGUCAACGACUGCGGUGGCCGGGACGAUGUGCCGGCGGCGAAGGGAUCGAGCGAUAAUGCGUCGACGACGACGGAAUCCAAAGGAAAGCUUCCAGCGGUGACGGAAGGGAUGCAGGAGAUGAGAAAGCCGUCAUCAGCAGGAGGAUCUUCAAGGAGGUCUCACCAUGCAGAAGCACACAACCUGACAGAGAAGAGACGAAGGCACAAGAUAAACGAGCGGCUCAGGACCCUGCAGCAGCUCGUCCCAGGAUGCGACAACAAGUCCAACCAGGCCUCGACGCUGGACCACACCAUCCAGUACAUGAAAUCGCUGCAGCAACAUGUCCAGGCGAUGUCCAUCGGCCCUGCCCGUCCAGCGGCGGCAGCGACGGUUCCUGUCCUGCCAUCGCAGUACGCGGCUCCGGGGGCGCCGCCGGUCGCCGUGCCGAUGAUGCCAGCAGCUUCUGUGGUCCUCGCCCCCGCUCCGACGACGAUGGUUCCUUUCGGGGCCAUGCUUCAGAUGCCCCACCACUACCCUGCGGCCGUGCCGGUGAUGAUGCCUGGAUCUGCAUCCGCGGUGCCCCUGUACCCGGCGGCGGCUCCUCCGAGGGCCGCGGCGAUUGCGCCGGGAGGUGCCGGGGGGUCGUCUGCCAGCCCUCGACAUGGCUCAGGCAGCAGAAAGGGGAAGGGCGGGAGGAGCCAGCGCCAGAAACACUGA
Panicum hallii is the source of this 1038-nucleotide messenger RNA. RefSeq names its product putative transcription factor bHLH056. The transcript has 5 exons. Lineage: Eukaryota; Viridiplantae; Streptophyta; Magnoliopsida; Poales; Poaceae. The coding region runs from base 1 to 1038 and encodes 345 amino acids. The record is from RefSeq and is a predicted model, not a curated record. Gene Ontology annotation, molecular function: protein dimerization activity. Gene Ontology annotation, cellular component: nucleus.